This is a messenger RNA of Tetrapisispora phaffii CBS 4417, 213 nucleotides long. RefSeq lists its product as uncharacterized. The coding region runs from base 1 to 213 and encodes 70 amino acids. The record is from RefSeq and is a predicted model, not a curated record. NCBI's taxonomy places the organism in Eukaryota, Fungi, Ascomycota, Saccharomycetes, Saccharomycetales, Saccharomycetaceae. The transcript has a single exon.
AUGAGAACCACUCAAAUUCUUAAAAGAAUUACUCUUGGACUAGUUCUCUUAUCAUUUGUAAAUUUGACUACCAAAUUAUUAGUGAGUAAGGUAUUCCCAGCAUUCUUGUUGUGGAUGACCAGUUGUCCAAAUAACGAAUGUACAGAACUGCAUUGGUGGCAAAAGUCGCCUACUUUAGAGAGAAUUGUAUGGAAAUUAAUUGAUAAUAUUUGA